UGUUGACACCGUUAUGUUUGCAGCACGCAUGCUCCUUCCCAAGUUUCCUGGUGGUGCCUUUCCUCAAGACACCUUAGGAAAUUUGGGGGGCUGAAGGAGAGCACCUCCUGCAACUGCCUGCGUUCUUUUGCUCUCUUUUUUUGGGGGGGGAGGAUAGCUGCGGGGGGGACACCCCUAACAGAGACACCUGGAGAUCGCACACGUGCAUUACCUAGAGCUGCAGGGCAGGGAGGAGUUUGCAGAGAAGAGGACCGUAAGAAGGAAAGGUGAAUCCUUGCCGUUCACCCACCAUGCCCAGAGCUUUCCUUGUGAAGAGGAAGAACCCGCUGCCGGCCAGUCGCAGUUGGGACGAGCUGCCGGAUGAAGAAAGAGCGGACACCUACGUCCCAGGAGACAUCAGGUGCGUACUCCUGAACUAUCGCAGCGAAGAUAGCUGCAGCUUGGAGAGCAGUAGCAGCAGGGAGACAGAGACUGCCCAUAUCUCAGCCCUUGAGUCCACAGCAGAAGAGACUCUUCUGGACUUGGCAACAAACCGCCCUAAAGGCAGGUCAAAAAUCAAGUUCACCACUGGCACCUGUAGUGAUGCCUUGAUGCACAGUUGUGAGUUAUGUGGCAAAGAAUUUAACUUUCAGCGCAUGCUCAACCGCCACAUAAAAUGUCACAGCCAGGUGAAGAGACACUUGUGUACAUUUUGUGGGAAAGGAUUCAAUGACACUUUUGAUCUGAAAAGACAUGUAAGGACACAUACAGGCAUUCGUCCAUAUAAAUGCGAGAUAUGCAACAAAGCCUUUACCCAGCGUUGUUCACUGGAAUCACACCUUAAAAAGAUCCAUGGGGUGCAGCAACAGUAUGCUUACAAGCAACGGAGAGAUAAACUAUAUGUAUGUGAAGACUGUGGUUACACAGGCCCAACACAGGAGGACUUGUAUGUGCACAUCAGCCAUAUUCAUCCUGGAAGUGCUUUUCUGAAGAAGACAUCGAAAAAAUUAGCAGCUGUUUUGCAAAAUAAAUUGACCUCCUCAAUGGAGAUAAGCCCAAAAGAGAACGGUGAAGAGCAGUAAUAUUGUACUGUCCCAACGUGCAUGAAUUCAAACUCAGCAGGUCACAUUUACAGAAUUUUCAGGAUUUAGCAGUCUUCUUUAUAGAAGAGGGAAAAAUAAAAUUGCAAAUAUAGAGACUACACUCUGCUUCGACUGGAAGCUUUUGCUAUCCUUGCCUUGAUACCAGUCUGCUGAACAGGAUUCAUUUACCCACUGACCCAUCAGGCCUGUCCCUGCCCUUGACACUAGGUUGUGCCAGCUCAGUGAGUUAGGUAUCUGGCUGGAAAGCCAGAGGUUGGGAGUUAGAUUCACCAAUGUACAUUCCAGAAGAAGAGCACGUGUAUAGCCUUGAGCAAGCUGCACAGUCUCAGGGCACCCCAAGAAGAAGGGGACUGAUAAACCACUUUGGAAUGCUCUAUAGUUAGAAAAUUGUGGAAAGGGUUGCCUUAAGUCAGAAUUCACUUGAUGGUAUGUAAUUAUUAAUUGUACUGUAAACAGGAUCCACUCAAUGAUCUGCCAAACACCACUCAUUAACUACUAUAAUUCUCAACCUCAGGAGACCUGGCAACUCUGAUCAGUUUUAAAAGGACACUAGUGUUUAGACCAGUUCUCUGCACUGACUUAGCUAUGUAUCUACCGAAUUUCUGAAUAUGAAUAAAAGCUCCCUAAUAUAGAUUAACACAGUACAGAGCACAGGGUCUGAAUUUUGCUGAUUCUUAUGUGCCUUUGACAAAAAAAUACAUUACUGUAUGUCUAUAAAGUGUUUUGCAAAAUAAUUUUAUUCAAUCUGAAUGCAAAUAAUGGGAAACGAAUUAAAGUAUCUUUGUAAAAAAACACUAACUCUGUUUUGUAAUAUCCUGGGGAUAUUACCCCCCAACAUACUCUGAUAAAGAAAAAAUUAUGAAUAAAACCGCAGCAUGUUUUAUGUACAAAGCAUUAUUUAACACUCUUAAUCAAGACUACACACACAUUUUUUCAUGGACUUUAAAAUAGAGCAAAGUCUUAUGGAAAGGUAUUCAGUGAUUGCAAUGUAAUAUUUUUUUAUAUUAUAGAUUCAUCUACCAUUUUGAGGGCAUUUUUAUACCCUUAAAAUUGCAUUCGAACUGUUAGUAUCAUGUCCAUCAUGCCUUUGUAAUUUUUAGUUUAAUUCUGGGAUGGAGAACAUAUGGCACUCCAGGUACUGUUCAUGCUUGCAAAGCUCAUCAUUCUGCACCAUUUGCUUACCAUGAAUGUGUACUAUGAAGUAACAUGAAAGGUAGCAUGUAAAGCACUACUAGCAGUGUCCUAAGCACCAUUCUCUUUAAACGUUCAGAUAAUACCAGUACAGUUCAAAGAGCUUUAUUUCAGAUACUGAAUUGCAGCCUAUUUUGCAACUUUGUUUCCCAACACUGGAAACAGAUGCAUUGCUGAAAAAGAUAUUUAAACUUCAAUGAAGAGAUACAUAGAGAAUGUAAUAAAUAAAAAGUAAUAACAUAUUUUAUUUUAAUAUUUAAUUUACACCUUUGUAAACAAAGGUGUAAAUUAGGCUGUGGUUCAAAAGUGCAAAAUAGAACAGAAUCUUGAAAAUUCAUACCGACUUCAUUCCAUUACCAAGGAAUUAUUUUUCAACAUAAUAUGAUAGGAUAUUUUGUAUUCUCCUCCUUUCAAAAGUUUGGCUAGAAUCCUAUUACUCAUUGUGUAAGAUCUGCAUAACUUGCUGUGUUAUGUGCUGGACACAUGUCAAACUGCAUAUAAAUAUACUGGCAUUCCAUGGAGUUAUACAAGGGCUCAUCUCAUUUGUGUAAUUAGUUGUGUGACCAGGUGCGUGAUCAAGAUGCAUCCUGACACCUCUUCUGUUAGUCAUGGUACAUUACACAAUCCUUAUGCAAACAUCAGUAGGGUUCUGAUCACUGUGUGGGAACUAGACUAAAAUUUAAGUAUGAAGUCUUCUAUGCUGAACGGGUAUAUCAAGUUUCAAGAUAAAUAUAUCAACAUUCAAGAUAAUUAUAUUAAAAAAACAAGCUAAUGAAGCCUAAGAUUCUACUUCCUUUGAACAAUUCUGGAUUUCUGUCUCCAGCACAAGACACACAAUUACAAUAUACUGGCAAGUGCAGUCUCUUGGAUUGAUCCCUUGCUUUACCCACUCAUCCAAAAGUCACUCUCAUAUUCACAUCCCAAAUACUAAAUACUUAUCCGAGGCCUCCCUCUCUUAACCCACCACACUGUCUAACCACUAGAUCCAAAAGAACAUCUGUACUUCCACCAGGUGGAUGUGGUAAAAGAGGCAAUAGCAGCACAUCGGAGGAGCUGGGGGGGGCUUGUUUUCUUUCAGCAUGAAGACCACAUCCAGGAUCCAACUGAGCAGAAUCGCUUUAGGCUCUCUUGUCUGCAAAUAAAGCUCCACCACUUCCCCACUAAAGAAACCCACCACAAAGGACAUUCCCAGCAUAAGUGAUCAGUUAAUUUCACAAUCAGAGAAUCAGUCAGGUAGGGACUCCGAAUUUCAAGGAUAUGUUUGUGAGACAGGAGGCGAGAGGGAUAUCCCACUCGCCGGAGAGCCGUCCCUCCUCCAAACUGAAUAGAAGGAAAUACAGACACAAUCUACUCCAGUGUCCCCAAAGACAGAGCAGCGAGGGAAAGAAACGGGCUAGGAAAAGAGAUACAAAGAAUGACACUAGGAGGGAGUCAAGGAGAAUCGGAGGGAAAAGAG
Pogona vitticeps (central bearded dragon) is the source of this 3729-nucleotide messenger RNA. RefSeq names its product ovo like zinc finger 2 (gene OVOL2). Lineage: Eukaryota; Metazoa; Chordata; Lepidosauria; Squamata; Agamidae. Gene Ontology annotation, molecular function: DNA-binding transcription factor activity, RNA polymerase II-specific; RNA polymerase II cis-regulatory region sequence-specific DNA binding. The record is from RefSeq and is a predicted model, not a curated record. Gene Ontology annotation, cellular component: nucleus. Gene Ontology annotation, biological process: regulation of transcription by RNA polymerase II; epidermal cell differentiation.